Papilio machaon (common yellow swallowtail) is the source of this 1416-nucleotide messenger RNA. RefSeq names its product katanin p60 ATPase-containing subunit A-like 2. The record is from RefSeq and is a predicted model, not a curated record. Bases 55 to 1416 code for a protein of 453 amino acids. NCBI's taxonomy places the organism in Eukaryota, Metazoa, Arthropoda, Insecta, Lepidoptera, Papilionidae. The transcript is spliced from 8 exons. Gene Ontology annotation, molecular function: protein binding; ATP binding; ATP hydrolysis activity.
UCAGUUUUGUAUUGUAUUUGUGAUUAAAUAAUAUCAAAUUAUAUUUUGUAAAACAUGAGAUCUAUAAAACGACCAAUGAGCCAGAUGAGGAAAUUUGAAGCGAAGGAGGCUCUAUUUAGACAAAGGAAGCGAAUUCUGAAAUACUUAGUGCACGGCUUCCUGAAGCAGGAAGGCUACCUAGCCAGCGCAGAGGCUUUCUGGUCGGAGGCUGCGCUCACCAGCGAGUACGAGCUAUGUGACAAUAUGGAUCUCGAGAUUAUACUUCAGGACUUCUGCAGUUACUACAUGAUGCGAUUUAACAAGCAGCCGCAGUUCUGCCGGCAGGUGGCGGAACCCCAACCUUUGCCAUCAAUACGGCCUCCAACACGAGCCGCGCGGCCUCCACCACCAGAGCCGGAGGUCAACGAAGACCCUGACCUCCCAGCUACGUUCACCAUCACCAAGUUAUUCAAGGAUAUACCAGAAGAUAUAAAUUCAAUCCCGGCAUUAGAAAGAAAGCCUUUAUCAGGCUUCGUAGCCAACAUGUCGCUGGAUAAGAAACAACUAGUGGAUCUAUUGUACCAGGAUAUCAUAAGACCGUCGGGAGUGAGCUGGAAUGACGUUAAAGGAUUGGAAGACGCUAAAAGAAUUCUGAUAGAAUCGGUCGUUUAUCCUGUCAGACAUCCGGCGGUAUUUACUGGGUUGUUGGAGCCGUGGCGCGGCGCGCUGUUACACGGCCCACCCGGCUCCGGCAAGACGCUGCUUGCACGCGCACUUGCCGCAGAGAGUCGCUGUACCUUUUUCAACGUCGCCUGUAGCACGCUCGUUAACAAAUGGAGGGGCGAGUCUGAGAAGAUAGUUCAGGUAUUGUUCGAGAUGGCGUUCUAUUACUCACCGUCAAUAAUUUUCAUGGACGAAGUGGAGACGUUAGUGUCGGAGCGGUCGGGCCUUGGUGAACACGAGGCCAGUCGCCGACUCAAGUCGCAGCUGCUCACCGAACUGGACGGUGUUAGAGACCGAGACGGACUCGUCUUCCUCCUCGCCAAUUCUAACAUGCCUUGGGAAAUCGACACAGCAAUGUUACGACGUUUAGAGAAAAGAAUCUACGUUCCUCUACCGGACGCGAAGGCUCGAGCUGCACUCUUCGAGAUGUAUCUGAACGUUAGGACUGUGGAGGUCUACCCGAAGGUCAACUUCCAGGAGUUGGCCGCCAAGACAGAUGGGUACUCGGGGAGUGAGAUAAAAUUGGUCUGCAAGGAGGCCCUCAUGGCUAACGUUAGGAAAAUGCUACCCAAUAUGGUGUCGAGAAGUCAGUCUGGUCGCAAAGAACGCCUACAUGUGUCAGAUAUUUUAGCAGCCAUAGACAAGACUAAGCCGGUGUCAAAAGAUCUCGCCAAGAAACACAUUGAAUGGCAAGAAAAGAUGGGAUGCUCCUGA